AGGAGAAUAUUCCCAAGGUAACAAAAGAAAAGAAAAGGAAGAAGAAGCAAUUGGAUAUGCAAAACAGAAGAAGCAAGGAAGAGAUAGAUGAAUGUCAUCUCUCAUAUCAUAAAGAGGAAAAUUUUGCCAAGCUAACAAAAGAAAAGAAAAGGAAGAAGAAGAAAUUGGAUAUGCAAAACAGAAGAAGCAAGGAUGAGAUGAACGAACACCAUCUCUCAUCUCAUAAAGCAGAUGAAUCGAAUAAUGCAGAUGGGGAAAAGAAAAAGAGCAAAUCAUCCAAGCAGAAGAGAAAAAGUAAUGCACUUGCUGAAAGUGGUGGAGUUAAUCAAUCUAGUGAAAUAGAGGAUGGAAUUGGUCAAGAAAAUACCAUAUCGAGUGAACCUGAUAAUCAGGAAACAAGGAAAUCCAGGAGAAAGAAAAGAAAAGGUGACAAGAGAGCUGGCAAAGUUGAAGGUGUCCCCAAACGACAAAAAGGCAAUUUAAAAGAGGAUGGCGACAUUGUUGAGAAGGAUCAUACUUUUUCAACAGCUAAGGAUAGUUUUCCUGUGGAGAGAGAACAAGCUGAAGAAGAAGAGAUUUAUGAACUAUCUUCAGGGGAUGAGGAUUACUCCAAAGGAAUGAGAAAAUGGGUUGCUGAUUAUUAUCAGAAUAGGCCAGGGUUAGAAGUGUUGCAAGAAAGGAUUGAUGAAUUUAUUGUUGACUACGAGGCGAAAAAAGAACAGGAAAAGAAAGAAAAGGAAGCUCUUGCUGCAGAAGAUGGAUGGACUGUUGUUGUACAUCACAAAGGCAGGAAAAAGACUACAGAUUCUGAAACUGGAAUUGCAGUCGGUUCUGUUUCUCAGGCUGCAGUUAUGGACAAUAUGGCCAAAAAGAAGAAUAAAGAUGUGGGGUUAGAUUUCUACCGGUUUCAGAAAAGAGAAGCAAAGAGAAAUGAGAUCAUGGUGUUGCAGAGCAAAUUUGAGCAGGAUAAGAAGCGGAUACAGCAGUUGAGGGCGGCAAGGAAAUUUCGACCUUACUAAACAAAGAAAUCUCCAUAACAGAGUUGUAGCUACACAAAAUUUUCAGAGAACCGGUGUCUAGAUUUGUUCAGCUCAAGUUCUGCUUCCUUAAAGAGAAUCAGCUUAGCUCACAGCACAGGGCAUAUUAUAGUACGCGGGAGACGAGUAUAAUGAACAUUGUUCUUGUAUGUAGUUUCCAAUUUUGGUUGUAGUUGAGUGAGUACAUACUAAUUUAUUUUGUCUACUGAAGCUUAUGCUUCAUGUUUCUAAAAAUUGGAAUUUUGCAUACAACUCAGCUCGUGGUUAUAUCAUUCUGUGGUCUAUUUAUCUUUAUGACACUACUUCCUAGUGGAUUUGAUCUUAAAA
Capsicum annuum is the source of this 1364-nucleotide messenger RNA. Its product is annotated as glutamic acid-rich protein. Gene Ontology annotation, biological process: ribosomal small subunit assembly; rRNA processing. Gene Ontology annotation, cellular component: UTP-C complex; CURI complex. The record is from RefSeq and is a predicted model, not a curated record. Lineage: Eukaryota; Viridiplantae; Streptophyta; Magnoliopsida; Solanales; Solanaceae.